AUGAGACGAUUAAGUUCACACUCUUUACCUAUGGGAGUCCCGAUUGUGAAGCCAAGUGGUUGUUCAUCCAAUUUCUUUUCUUACUUCUACGCGAUCCUUUCUGACGCUAAACCCAUCUUCUACCCUGAUCCAACUGUUACCCUAAAUUUCACCAAGCCUCCGGCGCUAUUAACGAUUAUCGCGACCACGGAGAUGCUUUGCCUCGGUAGCGUUUUCCUGUCUGUUUUGAGAUGGUGA
Molecule: messenger RNA, 237 nt
Organism: Microthlaspi erraticum
Lineage: Eukaryota; Viridiplantae; Streptophyta; Magnoliopsida; Brassicales; Brassicaceae
Source: the annotation of a GenBank genome assembly